Messenger RNA from Sphaeramia orbicularis (orbiculate cardinalfish), 4791 nucleotides. Its product is annotated as FYVE, RhoGEF and PH domain-containing protein 1-like. Bases 246 to 3347 code for a protein of 1033 amino acids. Gene Ontology annotation, biological process: filopodium assembly; cytoskeleton organization. The record is from RefSeq and is a predicted model, not a curated record. Gene Ontology annotation, molecular function: guanyl-nucleotide exchange factor activity; metal ion binding. Lineage: Eukaryota; Metazoa; Chordata; Actinopteri; Kurtiformes; Apogonidae. The transcript is spliced from 18 exons. Gene Ontology annotation, cellular component: cytoplasm.
ACCAAACCGAGCGGCUCUAACCCACUUCUUCCUCCUGCAGCUCCGCCGCAGCAGCAGUAGACCUGUCGGGUCCGUGUCGGUCCGGACCGUCUGUGGGUCUGCGUCUGGGUCUGGGUCCGAGCCGUUCCGCUCCGGUCCGUGCCUUUGCGUGCGUGCGUGCGUGUGUGCGCGUGUAUCUGACCCGGUUUCUUCUCCGUGCUGUGGACCGGGAGAGCCGCUCUCUCCCCGCACCAACAUUUUCUUUAAUGACCGGAUUUGUGUUUUGCUGCGCGAUGUACAUGGACAGAAGCAGCCUGACCAGGGGUCCCUCCUCCUCCUCCAGUCCCAGCUUGCUGACGAAGAGCCUUUCCCUGGAGCCGCCGUGCUCCCCCUGUGGCCACCAGGGGGCGCUGGAAGGCGACGCCGCCCUGCAGUCGACCUCUGACCCCGGGCCCAGCUCCUCCUGCUCAGGCCCCGCCUCUCUAGAAGGAGGGGCGGAGCUAACAGAGAACCGCAGCCCAACUGAAGGAGUGCUGCAGGUCAACGACACAGGCCCGCCGGAGCUGCCGGUGACCACGGUAACACCACCGAGCAAGAGCCGACCGCCGCUGCCCGGACCCAAACCGCAGGUCCCACCGAAGCCUCCGCACCUCCAGCAGCAGGCGGGAGCGUCCAGGCCACGCCCCCGAGCUCCAGACAAGCCCCUCCCCCCUCCUCCGCCGUGCAGACCCCUCCCGGCCGACCCGCGGGGCGUUCGGACUCCGCCCACCCGUGGAGAUGGGACCGCCUCCCCCACCUGUGUCCUGUCACUCAUUGAGAAGUUUGAGAGGGAGCAGAUCAUCAUGGUUCCUGACAUCACCGGCGGCGCUCUGUGUCCCCGCCUCCCUGACCCCUCCCUCACCUCCUCCCAGCCUUCAUCACCUCCGUCAUCAUCAUCGCCUGCCCCUCCCCUCACUGAGGAGGAGCCGCCCCCUGAGCUCAAAGGUCACGACCCUGCUGAAGUCACUGUGGAGGCGGAGGGUGAAGGACAGGAGGAGAUCCUCCAUGAUGAAGAUGAAGAUGAUGACGAUGACGACGACGAUGAUGAUGAUGACGAUGAUGAUGAAGAGGUGGCAGCAGCGUGUCGGGACGACGUCCAUCAGAAGCGUCUGUCCAUGGAAUCAGGCUACAGCGCCUCAGAGAAACACCUGGAGGAUGAUGCGGUUGCCGUGGAGAUGAGAGAGCAGCAGCCGCAACCGCCACUGCUCGACAGCCAAUCAGAAAUCCCCUCGGAGCGUCUGUCCCUCCCCUCGUCACAGACAGAUGGAAAGCUGGCCAAUCGAGACAGUGGCAUCGACAGUAUCAGCUCGCCGUCGCACAGUGAGGAGCUCUGCUUCGCCGGCGUAGACGAUGGGGGUGUGGCUUACCCGUGCAGCCCCGCCCUCCUGCCCCGCCUCUCUAGCUCAUCCUCAUAUGCUGGUGAUGGAGGAGAGGAAGGGGAGGGGGAGGCACAGGGGGGAGCGAGGAGGAGGAGGGAGUUCUCUGAGGAGGGAGAUAGCGACCUGGAGGAGGAGGCGGAGCUAACGCUGGUGCUGCCGCCAGCGAAGACGGACAGACAGGACUCGACUGAGUUGUCCGUCCAACAGAGGGUUUUCAACAUCGCCAAUGAGCUGCUGCACACAGAGACCGCCUACGUCUCUAAGCUCCACCUCCUGGACCAGGUCUUCUGUGCCCGGCUCCUGGAGGAGGCCCGCUCUCGCUCCUCUUUCCCCUGUGACGUGGUCCAGGGAAUCUUCUCCAACAUUUGUUCCAUCUACUGUUUCCAUCAGCAGUUUCUGCUGCCGGCGCUGCAGAAGAGGAUGGAGGAAUGGGACCUGAACCCUCGGAUCGGGGACAUCCUGCAGAAACUGGCUCCCUUCCUGAAAAUGUACGGAGAAUAUGUGAAGAACUUUGACCGAGCCAUGGAGCUGGUGAACACGUGGAUGGAGAGAUCAGCUCAGUUUAAGGCCAUCAUCCAGGAGAUCCAGAGGGAGGAGCGCUGUGGAAACCUGACUCUGCAGCAUCACAUGUUGGAGCCGGUGCAGAGGAUUCCUCGCUACGAGCUGCUGCUCAAAGACUAUCUGCACCGGCUGCCGGAGGACGCUCCGGACUACGGGGACGCCCAGAAGUCUCUGGAGCUGAUUGCGACGGCGGCAGAACACUCCAACGCCGCCAUCAGGAAAAUGGAACGAAUGAGGAAGUUGUUGAAGGUGUACGAGUUGUUGGGAGGAGAAGAGGACAUUGUUAACCCGACUAAUGAGCUCAUUAAAGAAGGACACAUCCUCAAACUGUCCAAUAAGAACGGGACCACACAGGACAGAUACCUCAUCCUGUUUAAUGACAGGUUGCUGUACUGCGUCCCAAAGCUGCGUCUCAUUGGUCAGAAAUACGGGGUUCGAGCUCGCAUCGACGUGGACGGGAUGGAGUUGAAGGAAACCAGCAGCAUCGCCGUGCCAAGGACGUUUCUGGUUUCAGGAAAGCAGAGAUCUCUGGAGCUGCAGGCCAGGACGGAGGAGGAGAAGAAGGACUGGAUCCAGGCCAUCCAGGCGACCAUCCAGAGACAUGAACAGACCAUGGAGAGUUUCAGACACCUGAACUGCUCGCUACGAGACGACGAAUCAACACCGCCACACUCCCCGAGCUGUGUGGAACUGGGGAAACGAGCUCCCACUCCCAUCAGAGAGAAGGAGGUCACUCUGUGUAUGAAAUGUCAGGAGCCCUUUAACUCCAUCACUAAGAGAAGACACCACUGUAAAGCCUGUGGACACGUGGUUUGUGGGAAAUGUUCCGAGUUUCGCGCUCGGCUUUCGUACGACAACAACCGAACAAACCGUGUGUGUGUGGACUGCUACGCUACACUGGUGGGUGUGUCGCCUUCACCUGCUGCUCUGACCAGCAGCACCCAGAGGAGGCGCUCUAUCCUGGAGAAACAGGCCUCCCUGGCAGCAGAGAACAGUGUGAUUUGUAGUUUUCUUCACCACAUGGAGAAAGGAGGGGGGCGGGGCUGGCAGAAGGCCUGGUUCGUGGUCCCUGAGAACGAACCCCUGGUGCUUUACAUCUACGGAGCUCCACAGGACGUGAAGGCGCAGCGCAGCAUCCCUCUGAUUGGCUUCGAGGUUUCCCUUCCGGAGUCAUGUGACCGUCUGGAGCGACGUAACGCCUUCAAGAUCUCCCAAAGUCACCUGACGUUGUACUUCAGUGCCGAGGUGGAGGAGCUACAGCGGCGCUGGAUGGACGUCCUAUCACGUGCCGGCAGGGGGGAGGAGCUCCAGUUCCACCAUUCAAUAGUGGAGAGCGUGGAAGAGGAAGGGGAGGAGCUAGCUGCAGCAGCAGAGGGGGAGAACACGUGAUUCUAUUGGACGAGGAAUGAUGAUGCUGAAGAGGGCGGGGUCUUUAAAGAUUAACACACAAACACAAACACACAUAUACACACACACACACACAAUCUGAGCUCUCUGUGUAUUUAACUUUGGUGGUUCGUCUGCAUGAUUUCUCCAAGAUGGCUUCUCUAUUUCUCUCAUAUCACCUGACUUUAUGACAGUGAGGUGGGCGGAGCUUCAGAUAUGUCUUCUCACUGUAAAAUCUUAGUAAAGUUUAGUUUUUAGCAGAAACACUACAUUACCCAUGAGCCUCAGCAUCUGUUGCCAGUGAGAUAACUCCACCCAGACAUCAGAGUUUGUAUCAUAUUCAGAAAAUUAAAUCAUAUGUUAGAGUUUAAAGUGUAACUUCACUGUGCCAUGAUCCGCCCAGCGACAGAUUUUGAAGCUCCCUGAUUGGCUGCUUCCCUUAAUAUAGUCAAAUAUAAAGUAAGAAAAGUAACAAUUUAUUUAUGUGGAACUUUUAAGAACAAAAGUUACAUAAAAAUCUGCCCGGUGACAGAUUUUGAAGCUCUUUUAUUGGUUUUGUCCUGUAACACAGUCAAAUAUGAAGUAUUAAAGUAACAAUUUAUUUAUGUGGGACGUUAAUGACCAAAAUGUAAAGAGUAAUCUGCCCGGUGACAGGUUUUGAAGCUAUCUGAUUGGCUGUUUCCUGUAAUACAGUCAGAUAUAAAGUAAGAAAGACAAUGUAUUUAUGUAGGACUUUUCAGAACAAAGGUUACAGAGUGCUUCACAUUAAAAGCACAAACAAAUGUAAAAACCAAAUGGAAUUUAUUAUAAAAUAUAAUCACAUACAUAUAGUAUAUAUAUAUAUAUACAUACACACAUGCACGCACACACACACACACACACACACACACACAAUUUAAUCCAAACUAAAGCAAAACUCUGCUGCUGCUGGAUUCAAGAAGAGAUUAAAGAAGAAGAGAUUCUCCCCCGUUUUUCAAAGAUUUUCUGAGCUGAAAUGAAAGAUUAUGGAAUGAUCUGUCAGACCCAGACGGAGAAAGUUCUGAGACUUAAAAAAAAAAAAAUGAAAGAAGAAGAAACAGGCUUAUCUGUCCUUGUGCACUUCAGACAUUUAAAACCCAGACUAACCCCCCACCCUCACCCCCUCCCCAGACCCCCACCCUCCUCCUCCUAGUCCUGCUGUCUCACCUCCAAACCCACCCAUCUCAUCAUCUGUCUGGAGGUAAACUCCAUUACCCAGCAGCCUGCGAGGUAAAGGCGCUCUGCCCUCUGCUGGUGGAAGGAGAUACUGCAGGUUUCACAAAACAAACCGUCAGUAACUAAAUAAACGUCAGUUAAUCUGUCAGUUUCUGAAUCAUCACUUCCUUAAACAACUAAGACAUUAUUACUUUCUUCAGUCUGACCAAAAAAAAAAAAAAAAACAGAAUUAAAAUUACUAAGAAAUUUGAAA